Messenger RNA from Pelodiscus sinensis (Chinese soft-shelled turtle), 4534 nucleotides. It is a transcript of the gene BCAS3, whose product is annotated as BCAS3 microtubule associated cell migration factor. Gene Ontology annotation, molecular function: protein binding. Gene Ontology annotation, biological process: response to starvation; autophagy. The record is from RefSeq and is a predicted model, not a curated record. Gene Ontology annotation, cellular component: cytoplasm. Lineage: Eukaryota; Metazoa; Chordata; Testudines; Trionychidae.
UGGGGAGUUGCCGGCCGCGGCCCUGUUUUCAAUUCCGGCCCCUUCCGGUUGACUUCCGGGAUUACAUAAGGACGAAGCGGCCGGUAACCUAGGCUUCGAGCGCCUGGAUGUGGGCGGGGGAGGGUUGAAUGUCUUCGUUCUGAUUGGCCGCGCGUCCGUGACUGGCGUGAGCUUGGGUUUUGACUCCGGGCACGUGCGAGGCGGAGGCGAGCUGUCUCGCGGCGGCUCUCGCGAGAUCUAGAUGUAAACAAAGCUUAAACCCGGGGCCCAGGCUGCGCUCUGUUGUCUCAACCUAGUCUGCCCAGUAAGCGGGUGCAAGCUACCAUCGUGUCAUCCGAGUCCCGCCCACGGCUCCAUACGGGACACAGGGAUUGGGUGAGUGGACAGCAGGCCCUGCCUCGCCCGCGUGCUGAUUGGGUGCUGGCGUAAGCGUGUGCUGGGUGACGGUCCCCGAGAGGUUCCCAAACACUGUCAGUGAGGAGCCAGGGCGAAGGAGCAACGCAGCAGGUAUCUGCAGAGCAACGAUGGCAACAGAAUCUCCUCGCCGCCCUAGCCGAUGUACUGGGGGAGUUGUGGUUCGUCCACAGGCUGUCACGGAACAGUCAUAUAUGGAAAGUGUUGUUACAUUUCUUCAAGAUGUCGUGCCACAGGCCUACAGUGGUAGUCCACCAACAGAAGAAAAAGAAAAAAUAGUCUGGGUCAGAUUUGAAAAUGCAGACUUAAAUGAUACAUCAAGGAACAUGGAGUUUCAUGAGAUACAUAGCACUGGCAAUGAACCACCCUUGCUACUAAUGAUUGGGUACAGUGAUGGAAUACAGAUCUGGAGCAUACCUAUCAGUGGUGAAGCACAGGAACUUUUUUCCGUUCGACACGGCCCAGUUCGAGCUGCACGAAUCUUGCCUGCUCCACAAAUCAGCCCUCAGAAAUGUGAUAAUUUUUCUGAGAAGAGACCUCUUCUUGGUGUGUGUAAAAGCAUUGGAUCUUCUGGCACAAGCACACCUUAUUGCUGUGUGGAUCUUUACUCUCUGCGAACAGGAGAGAUGGUCAAAUCUAUACAGUUCAAAACUCCUAUUUAUGAUCUACAUUGCAACAAAAGGAUACUUGUUGUAGUCUUGCAAGAGAAAAUUGCUGCCUUCGACAGCUGUACAUUCACAAAAAAAUUCUUCGUUACAAGCUGCUAUCCUUGUCCUGGGCCAAAUAUGAAUCCCAUUGCUCUUGGGAGCCGUUGGCUUGCUUAUGCAGAAAAUAAGCUGAUCCGGUGCCAUCAGUCCCGUGGUGGAGCCUGUGGAGACAACAUUCAGUCUUACACUGCCACAGUCAUUAGCGCUGCCAAAACGAUAAAGACUGGACUUACAAUGGUUGGGAAAGUGGUCACACAGCUGACAGGGACACUUCCUUCAGGAGCAACUGAAGAAGAGAUUGUAGCUCAUAGCAAUACUCGUCGAAGUCCUCUGGUGCCUGGGAUCAUCACUGUAAUCGAUACCGAGACAGUUGGAGAAGGGCAGGUGCUCGUUAGCGAGGAUUCUGAUAGCAAUGGAAUUGUGGCCCAUUUCCCUGCUCAUGAAAAGCCUGUUUGCUGCAUGGCUUUUAACCCCAGUGGGAUGCUGCUGGUCACGACUGACACGCUAGGCCACGAUUUCCAUGUUUUCCAAAUACUGACACAUCCGUGGUCGUCAUCACAAAGCGCUGUACAUCAUUUAUAUACACUUCACAGGGGAGAGACUGAAGCCAAAGUACAAGACAUCUCCUUCAGCCAUGACUGUCGUUGGGUGGUGGUCAGCACCCUGCGGGGCACUUCCCAUGUGUUCCCCAUCAAUCCCUACGGCGGCCAGCCCUGUGUCCGCACACACAUGUCACCCCGGGUGGUAAACCGCAUGAGCCGUUUCCAGAAGAGUGCGGGGUUGGAAGAGAUUGAGCAGGAGCUGACAUCUAAACAAGGAGGCCGCUGCAGCCCUGUCCCAGGCCUGUCGAGCAGCCCAUCCGGCUCACCUCUUCAUGGUAAACUGAAUAGCCAAGAUACUUACAAUAAUUUUACUAAUAAUAAUCCUGGGAACCCACGACUCUUGCCUCUUCCCAGUUUGACUGUGGUGGUGCCUCUUGCACAAAUCAAACAGCCAAUGACCUUAGGGACUAUCACCAAACGCACAGGACCUUACCUGUUUGGAGCAGGAUGUUUUUCCAUAAAAGCUCCAUGCAAAGCCAAACCAGCUCCACAGAUUUCACCUAGUAAAUCUGUGGGAGGAGAGUUUUGUGUUGCCGCAGUCUUUGGCUCGUCGCGAUCCUGGUUUGCAAACAAUCCAGGUCUAAAAAGAGAAAAAGAUCAAUCAAAACAGUUUGUGGUAGAAUCGCUGUAUAUUAUCAGUUGUUACGGAACCCUGGUAGAACACGUAUUGGAGCCACGUCCCCUCAGCACUGCUCCGAAGAUCAGCGAUGACACGCCUUUGGAAAUGGUGACCUGUCCGAGAGCCAGCUGGACCUUGGUUAGAACUCCUCAGUGGAACGAACUGCAACCACCGUUUAAUGCAAACCAUCCAUUGCUCCUCGCUGCAGAUGCAGUGCAGUAUUAUCAAUAUCUGCUCGCUGGCUUGGUUCCACCUGGGAGUCCUGGACCUAUCACACGACAUGAGUCGUACGACAGCUUAGCAUCUGACCACAGUGGUCAAGAUGAUGAAGAAUGGCUUUCCCAGGUGGAAAUAGUGACUCACACUGGACCUCACAGACGCCUGUGGAUGGGCCCCCAGUUCCAGUUCAAGACAAUUCAUCCGUCAGGUCAAACCACAGUCAUUUCUUCCAGUUCAUCUGUGCUGCAGUCACAUGGUCCAACUGACACACCACAGCCUCUUCUGGACUUCGAUACAGACGACCUUGAUCUCAACAGUCUCAGGAUUCAGCCUGUUCGCUCUGAACCUGUUAGCAUGCCGGGAUCAUCACGUCCAGUUUCUGAUCGCAGAGGCGUUUCAACGGUGAUCGAUGCUACCUCAGGUAACUUUGAUCGGAGCGUGACUCUGCUAGAAGUCUGUGGGAGCUGGCCUGAAAGCUUUGGACUCCGUCACAUGUCUUCCAUUGAACACACUGAAGAGGGUCUUCGGGAACGGCUGGCCGAUGCAAUGUCCGAGUCACCCGGCAGGGACAUAGUGGGAUCAGGAACAGCACCCCCCACACCCGACACCUCUGAGAUUACGUGGCUUGGGAGAGAGUUUUCCCCCAACCCUAGAAGCAGCCUUUAAUAGGAAGAAAAUAUUGGCAGAUGACAGAAGUCCAGAAUCUUGCAAUCCCCAAAACGACUCUAAAGGAAAUAGUCACAUUUUAGAUUUUUUUUUUUUUUUUUUUGGUACUGCUCUGGUGAUGUGGACUCAAAGAGUUGAGCCCCACGAACAUCAGAUGCUUCCUGCAAACGGCAGCUCAUGCAGACAAUGAUCAAAACAACAUUCAAAUUACGUUCUGUCUAUGUAAUUAUCUCUUCGCCAUAAAGCCACUCUAAAGUGCUGGUUCUGUAAUCCAAAUUAAUCCAUCUUCAUCACUAUCCAUUAUAUUGAUAAAUUAUAGAGUGUAUUUACAUAAAUGGAAUGGCACUUCAGAGAUUACGCUGCUCACAGCGGCUGUAGGGACGGGAAUUGCUCAGAAAUGCCGGUGCUCAGAGUAAUUGUGGGUUUUAUUUCUCUUGUUAAUUCGGAAUUGUUUUACAAAUACCCACUAGUAAAAGGACGUAGCUGUCUAUGAUCUGUGCGCUGUUUGUGUUGUGACCAGCCGCUCAUAUCGGUGGUAGCUUCUAAUACCAGAUCAUUUGUCACCGUGGCCUCAUUUUGGCGAGGUGCCUGGGAAGAAAAAAAGAACGAGCUCUAGCAGAAACAUCUGAACAUGCCAUAUUGACAUUAUGUAAGGCAUUGUCAGUUUGAAACUGUCUUUUCUCUUUCUGCUUUGUCCCCUAUGUAUUCCUGAGGGUUUCCCAUUCCACUAUCCUCGUUUUAAUCCCUAAACAGGACUCCUAUCUGUGCUGGCCUUUAAUUUGCUGCAGAGUCACUGCUGAGGGACACAAGAUACUCCAACCUCAUCACCAGCCUGCCAGUUCCCACUGUCUGGGAAUGGGAAUGUCUAGACAUGUCACUUCAAAUAAAUAUAAAAUGGCUGUUUGCUUGGUCCAGAAGCAACCUUUACAUCCCGCACUGGUAAACUUUGAGCCCCUUGGUCUGUGUCCAUUGCUUAUGAAUGAAGAUGGAAUUAAGUGAUGGUUGAAGAUUGACAGUUCAUAGAAAGUGGGUGAGCUAAACACCAGGUCUAGGUUCCAAUUCCAGCUCUUGUACUUAGUCCUGUUGCUGCCUGAGGCAAGUUGUCUAAUAUCUCUUUGGCUAAGGCCACAUCUCCACUUGCUGGAGGAGUGACACUCUGGUGAUCGAUCCACUAGGUUUCAAUUUAGCAGGUCUAGUGAAGACCCGCUGAAUCAAAUGCUGAGGGUGCUCCCUCCUCCAUCAGUGCCGGUACUCCUAACUGUUGUGAGGAGUAAGGGAAUUUGACAGAAGCAUUUCCCCUGUUGACC